AUGGGAAAUUACGUUUCAUGCACGCUUUCGACUCCAUUGGCCAGGCAAUCAAGAUCGGUAAAAGUUGUGUUUCCAGGCGGAGAAGUCAAACAAAUCCUAACGCCCACAAAAGCGGCGGAGCUCAUGCUGGAGAUGCCGAACUUCUUCCUUGUAAACUCUCAGUCUCUGAAAAUAGGGCGGAGGUUUUCUCCUCUCAGCGCGGAUGAAGACCUAGAAGCGAGAAACGUGUACGUUAUGUUUCCGAUGAAGAAAGUGAACUCCAAGGUGACGUCCGGGGACAUGGGCACUUUGUUUAUGGCUGCCAAGCGGAGUUCUUCUGGGAAAGUGAGGAUUUCUCCGGCGGAUCAGGGUGGGGAGGUAAUGAAUAAUAAGAUUGAUGAAGAGACGGCGGUACCGAAGCCGAAUUUGGAUGAUGUUGAGGAGUUUUCGAAGCCGGAGUUUAUGCUUAUGCGUAGAUUGUCCAUGUCGAGGUCGAAGAAGCCAUUGUUGGAGACCAUAGCAGAAGAACCCGUUUGCGUACGACGAUGA
Molecule: messenger RNA, 528 nt
Organism: Pistacia vera
Lineage: Eukaryota; Viridiplantae; Streptophyta; Magnoliopsida; Sapindales; Anacardiaceae
Exons: 1
Coding region: 1-528 (175 amino acids)
Source: RefSeq, a predicted model, not a curated record